Talaromyces stipitatus ATCC 10500 is the source of this 2708-nucleotide messenger RNA. RefSeq names its product polysaccharide export protein (CAP59), putative. The coding region runs from base 103 to 1380 and encodes 425 amino acids. NCBI's taxonomy places the organism in Eukaryota, Fungi, Ascomycota, Eurotiomycetes, Eurotiales, Trichocomaceae. The record is from RefSeq and is a predicted model, not a curated record. The transcript has 3 exons.
GUAAACAAUCAAACAAAUGCAAUCAUCACCUCAACUUUGUCGCUCAUUAGAUGAAAUUUCGAUAAUUUUCGUAUCUUAUAGAGACGACUAACCGCUGUCUCCAUGCAACUAAAUGACCGCCUAAAGUUGCGUCGCUAUGGCCCAACCCGUCGACUUCUCCGCAUGGGCCUAAUCCUAACGAUCAUCUGGUUCAUGUUAGAGACAUACUAUAUCCACCAACUCCUUCUCAAUGCCAGUCUAUUCGACAAACCAAUCAAACCAGGCCAUCACUACCCGGGCCGCAUCUUUAUCGCAAGUCUGCAUUGGAACAACGAAGCAAUCCUGCGCGACGACUGGAACGAUGCUCUUGUUCAAUUAGUCUCCCAUCUAGGUCCCACGAAUGUAUUCGUAAGUGUCUACGAAAGCGGUAGUUGGGAUGAUUCCAAGGGCGCGUUGAGGGAAUUAGAUGCCAGACUUGAUGUGCUUGACGUGCCGCGGAAUAUUACUUUGUCAGAUGUUACGCAUCAGGAUGAGAUAUCUGCCACGCCGACGGCAGCUCAUGAGCAAGAAGGCUGGAUUGAUACGCCGCGUGGUCGUAGGGAGCUUAGACGGAUUCCGUAUCUUGCGCGAUUGAGGAAUUGGGGGUUGUUGAUUUUGGAGGAUCUGGCGAGGCAGGGAAUUGUGUUUGAUACGAUUUUGUUUUUGAAUGAUGUCGUGUUUACAACGGAGGACGUUUUGACAUUACUAGAUACGAACGGCGGCUCAUAUGCAGCAGCCUGUUCUCUAGACUUCUCCAAGCCACCGCAAUACUACGAUACUUUUGCUUUACGUGACUCUCAAGGCCAUGAACCCUUGAUGCAAACAUGGCCGUACUUUCGCUCUUGGGAAUCUCUUGACUCACUUCUCUCAAUGUCUCCAAUCCCAGUAACCAGUUGCUGGAACGGCAUGGUGGCCAUGCCAACAUCCCCCUUCCUAUCCCAAACCAACACCCCCCUACGUUUCAGAGGAAUCCCCGAUUCUCUCGCCCUCCACCACCUCGAAGGCUCAGAAUGCUGUCUAAUCCACGCCGACAACCCACUUUCAUCAACACACGGGGUAUAUCUCAACCCAAAAGUACGAGUUGGAUAUAACCGUGCCGCAUAUACAGCUGUUCAUCCGCUCAAACCCCAAAAUUGGAUUUCUUCUUCUUUUUCUCCAUCUUCGUCGUUAGCUCGGAUUGUGGUUUCCUUUUGGGAGAAUCGGUUGCGUCGCUGGUUCACGAUGCCGGUUUUUGAGAGGAGGGUUAUUCGGCGGAGGGUUAAAAAUUGGGAGAAUGAAGAAGGGAAUAGGCAUGAGCCGGGGGAGUUUUGUUUAAUUGAUGAGAUGCAGGUUCUUGUUAGUAAUGGAUGGGCGCAUGUAUAGGUAUUUACUCUUAGGUAGAUAUGAAGAUAUUUAGCUAAUCAUGGGCGUUAGAAAUAAAUCAUAUUUCAUAAAGGCAAUAAUAGUAAUUCUGGUAAUCAUCGAAUAAUAACAUCUCGAAAUGAGAACAAAACAACGCCUCGUCCACAAGUGGACUGGACCACCCUCCGUCACAAUUGAUAUUAGCAUAUAAACAGAUAUUGGAGUAUCAUCAAGACCGUAAAGCCACGAAACGAGAAAGAGUCAUUACAAACAAAAACUAAGCAGUUUGAAGUUACUUCAUAGGCCUUCGAGGCCACUGCUCUCACCAGCGGCCCAACGCCUUUGCCAUGCAUAAUAUGAAAAAGCAAAAACGUAGUGGACAGAGAAGUAGAAGCAGAAGGAGGAUAAAGAGGUCAUUCAGAGAAUGAGGAAGUGUUACACUUCCAUGGAAUCAACCAUCUCCUCACUCAUUGCGCGCACAGCACCUAUACGACGAGUCGAGGAGCUGAUAGGUUCAUCGUCGGAGGCCAAAUCACCAAGCCAGUAUCGCUGGCGUUUUUUCGCAGUGAUAUCGGGCGUAUAGUACGAAUCGUCAGGAAUCCGCUUGCCGACAGGUGUCGCGACACCAUCAUCUUCCCACAUGGCCAUAAUUUCAUCAUCGUCAUGGCUCAUUAUCGGAAUUCCGCGUAGAUAAACGUAGCAAACACGUUUGCGCUGUUUAUUGAAGAAGAAAUAAUUGUGACUCCAGAUUGCGCCGUCAUCAUCAUCAUUCAUAUCGUCUUCGGGCGAGUACGAAAAGAUGGCGCAGUCGUUAAGCGACAUCUCCUCAUCAAUGAGUUUCCACAUUCGCGGACCCCAGGCUGUCGUGGAACUGGUGCUGUAAGAACCCGAAAAUGAGUCAGUCGGGGGUGACGGCGACCCGUCAUCGCGUAGAUGAGGUCGCAGAUUGUGCAGAGUCAUAUCAAGCGUAUUCAUAACUUUCUUCAGACUCCGCUCACGACGGAAAUCGGUAGGUCGCAGAACAUGACUAUAGUCGUAGUCUGGAUGACUCGCAUUCAGCGUUGCGAUCAGGUAGGCAAAGGUCCUGCGACUGGAGUGUUCGGUGAGCGGACCAAAGGGACUUGAUCGCGACAAGUUCAGGGAUAGCGCGACGUUAUUCGGAGCAGAGGCCUUUGUCGGAGGCGAAAGUGAGGCGGAGAGUUUGAGGAGCGAUUCGUACUGCGAUUCCAGGGAUUGUUCGAUUUUGUGGUAGAGUUUGCGAUCGUCCGACGCUGCCUUUGUAAUGUAAAGAUCACAUCCCCCGACAACAUGUAAAUCGGGAGUGUCAAAAUUCAGAGCAUUCGACACUU